Molecule: messenger RNA, 1270 nt
Organism: Empidonax traillii (willow flycatcher)
Lineage: Eukaryota; Metazoa; Chordata; Aves; Passeriformes; Tyrannidae
Product: acid-sensing ion channel 2-like
Exons: 3
Coding region: 233-1270 (345 amino acids)
Biological process (GO): sodium ion transmembrane transport
Cellular component (GO): membrane
Molecular function (GO): ligand-gated sodium channel activity
Source: RefSeq, a predicted model, not a curated record
AUCGCACCGAGGAAAUCAAGAGCGAGAGUUUGAAUGGAUUCGAUAUAAAUAUUUACCCCGGCGGAGCCGCCGCUGAGCUGGCGGGAUAAACUCGCGGCAGCUGCUCUCACUCUCCUUCUCUCGCCCGCCCCUUAAAGGGUCUCAUCACUUGGCAGAGGGGAGGGAGAUCCAGAUCCCGGUUCUGGCUGCAGACUGACCCCCAAAAAAAGCAGCGCCGGGCUUGAACUUAGCGAUGGAUCUGAAGGACAGCACCAGCGAGGGCAGCAUGGGCAGCCUGCAGCCCUCCAGCAUCCAGAUCUUUGCCAACACCACCACGCUCCACGGGCUGCGCCACGUCUUCGUCUACGGCCCGGUGACCGUCCGGCGCCUGCUCUGGACCUUGGCCUUCGUGGGCUCGCUGGGGCUGCUCCUGGUGGAGAGCUCGGACAGGGUGGCUUUCUACUUCUCCUACCAGCACGUGACCAAAGUGGACGAGGUGGUGGCCAACAGCCUGGUGUUCCCCGCCGUCACCAUCUGCAACCUCAACGAGUUCCGCUUCUCCCGCCUCACCACCAACGACCUGUACCACGCCGGGGAGCUGCUGGCCCUGCUCGACGUCAACCUGCAGAUCCCCAACCCCCACCUGGCCGACCCCGCCGUGCUGGCCAUCCUGCAGGAGAAGGCCAACUUCAAGCACUACAAGCCCAAAGUGUUCAGCAUGCAGGAGUUCCUGGCGCGGGUGGGCCACGACCUGAAGGAUAUGAUGCUGUACUGCAAGUUCAAGGGGCAGGAGUGCAACCACGAGGACUUCAAAACUCUGCCACUGGAUGGGAGUAACAUGAACCACCAAACACCACAGCUAAGUGGUGUGGCCAUGCAGGGAGGAGGAGGAGGAGGAGCAUUGAACCCGAUACUUGGCACCACCCCGAGCUUGGACCAGCCAUCCCAAAGAGGGAUGUCACUCCCUGUGGGUAUCUCCACCACAGGCCUUGCCCAGGAGGUGCCACCUGCUCAGUCAGUGCCUGUAAGAAGAGGACAGUGGUUCAGGAGUGGCUGCAGCAGGAGGAGAGCACCCCCAGCACUGAAUCCCUCAUGGUCCUGUGAAGAAUCAGUUCACAGCCCGUGCUUUGAGGAGAGAACCUUAGACCCAGUUUUGGAUUGCAGACAGCACUUGGAUGCCAUCUUUCCCCCACUCCCUGAACCAGUUUUUCCUCUCUGGGUUAAAAAAUACCUAAGAGUGUCCAAUGUCAAAACUGUGGUGGCGUCUCCAGUCGUGGUGGCCUCGGGGUGA